Molecule: messenger RNA, 7563 nt
Organism: Closterium sp. Naga37s-1
Lineage: Eukaryota; Viridiplantae; Streptophyta; Zygnematophyceae; Desmidiales; Closteriaceae
Source: the annotation of a GenBank genome assembly
AUGGAGCCAGGCGGAGGGGGAAGGGGGAGGGGGAGAAAAGGGGCGAGGGGGGGUAGAAGCGGUGGAGGCGCACGAGGGAGGAGAGGCAGUGCGAGGGGGGAGGCGGUGGGCGCGGUGGCGAAGGGGGCUGCAGGGGCGUGGUGGGCGAUUGGGGGAGGCGCGGAGGGCGGCUAUGCGGAUGGGGGGGAAGCAGGAAGAAUCGCGGCUAGAGGAACGGGAUGGGACGUCGGGGAGGGCGCGGAGGUCGGCGCAAGCGUGCGCGGAGCGGCAGUGGCAGCGCGGGAGGGCGGAGGGACGGGCGGAGGAGUGGGAGCGGUGGGUGGAGGAGGGAGAGCAGCGAAUGCAGCGGAGGGAUGGACAGGGGGAGGCGCGGAGGGGCGCGUAUCCCGCCGCAGGGGAGGCAGGGGGAGAGGCGCGGAUGGCGGAGCAGGCGGGAGUACGGUACGCGUAAGCGAGGGCGCGGGGAGGGGGAGGACGGGGGGUGGAACGGGGCAAGCGGACGGCAGUCGCGGGCGGGGGGUGGUGGCGCGCAGAGGGAGGGGCGCAGGUGUGGCGCGCGGACAGGAUUGGACGGGGACGGGCGCGCAUGCGCGUGGGAAUGCGCGGAUGAGAGGGGGGGACGCCGGCAGGGGGUGGGACGCGGACGGGGGAAUGGGGUACCUCGAUGGGCGGGUGAGUGGUGGAGAGGCAUUGGGAGCGGUGGGAGGGCAGCAGGGGCGUGUGGAUUGGGAGGAGUACGGAGGCGGGUGGGUGGAGGGUGGACGGCAGCAGGCGUGGCAGCUUGGCGGCGGAGUGGGCGGCGGUGGGGAGGAGCUUGGGCGCACCGACGUGGGUUGGGGGGGAAGGGGAGGGGAGGAGUGGGGGGGAGAGGCAGGGGAGGGGGAGGAGGACUAUGAGGUGGGGUAUGCUGCUGGCCUGGCUGCUGCUCGUGAGGCCCUCAGACAAGCCUCUGCUCGUGAGGCCCUCAGACAAGCCUCUGCCGCCACUGCUGCUGCACGUGCACGUGUUGGUGCUGGUGGGGUGGCUGUUGGGGGUGCUGCUUCCAUGGGUGGGGCUGAGGGGGCAGCAGGCGGUGCGGCAGGAGGUGGCAUGGAUCUCAUGCUGCCUCACCACCCGCCCGCUGUAGCACCAGGGAGCGCAGCAGCUGCCCUGCACACACCGGAUGCUUCUCAGGUGCCCACCGCAGCAGCAGCCACAGCAGCAGGUGGGGGCGCAGCAGGGGGGGGCGCAGAAGGGGGGGGCGCAGGUGAGCAGGAAGAGGCAGGCGGCGGCGGCGGCAGUAGGCGGCGCGGCGGGGGAGGAGGGGGAGGCGGGGGAGGCGGGGGAGGGAGCAGGAGCGGGCGGCGGCGGCACGUGGACGUGAGUGUGAAGCGCGACAUCUGUGAGCUGCGGCGCGUGCGCCCCGGCAUCACGGUGGGCGGCAUCAUGCGAGUGUGCCGCGCCAAGUACCCGCACGUGCGCCUCAUCCCCUCCCACGUGCGCCUCAUCCCCUCCCACGUGCGCCUCAUCCCCUCCCACGUGCGCCGCAUCCUCACCAAGGCGCCCCACUGGAGCUCCACCUUGGCGCAGCGCAGCAGCAAGCGAGUGCGCGCGCCCGAGAGCAUGGCGCUGGAGGAGGCGCUCGUGGCGUGGCUGCGCGACAUGAAGGGCGGCCCGGGCGCCACCAAGGUGCAGCUGCAGCAGAUCUGCGCCAAGGGCCGCGAGCUGGGGCCGUCGUUUGGGGUGUCGCCCUCCUUCAGGUGCUGCCAGGUGAGCCUACCCUCGCCCUGCCCUUGCAGGUACAGCAUUGGGUGGGCGUGUCGCUUCCAGGAGCGGUGGGGGUUCUCAAAGCGGCAUCUGGAGGAGGAGAGGGAGGCGUACUUCAAUGACGACCCUGCUGCUGCUGCCGCCGCCGCUGCGGGCAGUGCGGAGCCGUCGCUGGUGGAGCUGGCUGAUGAGAUCUUUGGCGCUCAGAUCCUGGUGGCGCGCACGCAUGGUGGUGAGGCGGGGGAGGGGGAGGGGGAGGGGGAGGGGGAGGGGGAGGGGGAGGGGGAGGGGGAGGGGGAGGGGGAGGAGGGGGAAGAGGGGGAUGAGGAGGGCAGUGAGGAGGAUGAUGAGGACGAGGGUGAGGAGGAUGGAAGGGGUGGGGGUGGGAGGGGAGGAAGGGGAGGGAGGAGAGGGAGGGGAGGGAGGGGAGGGCGGGGAGUAGUGGGAAGGGGGCGUGGGAGGGGAGGUGCGUGGAAGGGAGGGAUGAGGGUGGUGGGACGGGAGACGUCACUGACUGCUGGCAGGGAGGUGAUCGACCUAGAGGGCGGUGAGGGGGGGGACAGGGUCGAGGGGGGUGAGAGGGUCGAGGUGGGUGAGGGGGGUGAGAGGGGCGACAGGCUGCAGCGGCGGCGGAGGGGCGAGGGCGGGUCAGAGGAGCAGACACAGGAGGGCAGGGAGCAGGCAGGUGGGGGGGCAGGCGAGGAGGGCGAUGGAGGAGAGGCGGCAGCAGAGGCGGGUGGAUGGGCAGGAGGAGUGGACUUGCUGGCAGGCACGGCAAGAGGCGCCGCAAGGGAUCGGGCGAGGAAGAGGGCAGCAGGCAGGGCGGUACGCGCGGUGCAGCCGAGUCGAGAGUUGCUGGCGCUGGCACUGGCAGAGGCUGGCGUGGACGGGGAGCAGGCGGGUGCCGGCAUGCAGGGAGCAGGUGGGUCUGACUCGGAUGAUUUAGCAGAGGGAAUCAGACGGGCAUCGCCGCCAGCAGGGGCAUCGGUGAGGGGUGCAGCAGCAGCAGCAGGUGCAGCGGCAGUGGGAGGGGCGUUGGUGGAUGUGGAGGCGGCAGUGGCAGCAGCAGGAGACCUCCGCCUGGACGCCCCCAGCGAUGACUCCAGUGGUGGCCACGCCCGUGGUGGUGAUGGUGGUGAUGCUGGUGAUGCUGGUGAUGCUGGUAGGCGGCACGUGGAGAGGCAGCGUGCUGCAGGGAGGGAGAAGCGGGCGCCGGGCGGUAAGGGCAAGCACCGGGCGGCAAUCAGUCUGCGAGUGAAGCGAGUGAUCUGCAUGCUGAGGGCGGCCCGCCCCGACAUGGCGCCCAAAGACAUCCACCGCCUCCUGCACCGCGCCUUCCACGCCGCCGCCCGCCCUCCCCAAGGCACUGCCCCUCCCUCUGCCGCCUCUGCCAGCGCUGCUGCUGGCAGGGCAGCGAGCUUGGCAGCGGGGGGAGUGGCGGCGGCGGGCGUGGAGGCGGCGGGAGUGGCGGCGCUGGACGUGGCGGCGGUGAGGCGCAUCCUGAGGAAGAGCCACGUGUACCUCGCCCUGCCCGCGCACAGCGCCACCCUCAUCCGCCACAGCAGCGGCGCCCACCCCCAGGUGCAGGCGGCGGUGGCGGCGUGGGUGCGGGCCAUGGAGGCGCGGUACGGGCGAGAGGCGGUGCGGUGGGAUGACAUUCUGGACUAUGCCCGGCAGGUGGGGCCGCACAUGGGCGUGCAGGAGCGGUUCCGGUACAGCUACCACUGGGCUCGCAAGGCGCUGCUGCGGCAUGGGCUGGGGAGUAACUGGGGCAAGCAGGUGGAGCGGGGCGGUGGGAAGAAGAAGGGGAAGGGGAGAGGAGAUGGGGGAGCGAUGUCGAUUGAUGGUAGCACCACUGAUGGUAACACGACAGAUGGAAACACCACCGAAGGGCAGAGCAGUGAUGGUGGAGGGACGGACGAGGAGAGGGAGGAGGGGCGCCACUCACUGCACUCUCACCGCCCUAUUGCCGCUGCCGCUCCUGCUGCUGCUGCUGCCGGGCGUGCAGGGCAGGCAGCGGGGGGAGAGGAGCAGCAGGAGGGGCCGCUGGACCGACUGCAGCGCCUGGCGGAGCAGUGGGCUGCUGAGGCACGCACGGCGGGGCAGGCGCAUGGGCGCACAGGGGAGGGGGCGGGCGGCAGGCAGCGGCGGUGGCGCCACACGGUGGUGCCGCCCGCUGUGAAGCUCGCCAUGUGCGCCCUCGCCCGCGCCCUCCCCUCCCUCCCCUCCAAGGCCAUCGCCCGCGCUGUUGGCGCCAGGUACGGCAUGAGGCUAACGAACGUGUCGUUGCCAGCGGUGCUGCUGAGGGAGGACGACUGGAGGCAGCUCGUGCAGCGCGCCCACACUGGCAGGCCGGGCGCCGUCACACUCAGAGGCGCUGAGUCCCGCCUGGAGGAGGCUCUUGCGCUCGCAGUGAGGAAAGCUAUAGCGAGGAUGGAGGAGGACAGGCCAGCUGCAGGGGGCGAACGGGAAGAUGAGGGAGGGAGCAGAGGGGGGGCAGGGGCGGAGCAGCAGCAGGUGUCAGUGAGGGCGGUGCAGGAGUAUGCGAGGCGGCUGGCGCCGCUGGUGGGGGUGGGUCGCGGAUUCACGUGCAGCGUGGGAUGGGUGCAGCAGUUCAUGCAGCGCUGGGGGUUCCACCCUCCUGGGGGCACUGCAGGAGGUGGUGGUGGGGCGAGGGGGCGAGGGGGCUGGCUGGGUGGGAGGAGAGGGGAGGAUGGUCGGACAGAGGACGAAUUUGAAGAAGGGGGAGGGGAGGAGGGGGAGGAGAGUGAGGGGCAGGGAGGAGUGAGCGCGAGGAUAAGGGGGAUACUGGACGAGCGGUGUGAAGUGCGGCAGGAGGAGGUGGCGGCGCUGGUGGCGCUGGCAGAGCAGCAGCAGGAGAGGCGCGCUCAGAUCAAGGCGAGUGGACGCCGGCUGACGGACGUGCGCGAGGAGGAGUGGAUAGAAGAGGGACGGCACGAUGGUGCUGGUGCGCGGGGCAGGGUGGCAGGGGAUGGGAUGGAGAGGGAUGGGGGGGAUGGGGGCGUGACUGGAGACAGCAAUGGCGCCUUGGACGUGACGGACAAUGAUGGUGGUGGUGGUUUUGACACAGACACUGACCUUGACCUGCCCGCCGCUCAUGCCCAUACCGGCCCCCUGAGCACCCUGCUGGCGUCACUGGCCGGCGUGCGGGUGGCAUCUGCCGCCCAGGCCGCCCCUCAGCUGCAGUGUGCGUGGGGUGCCCUUGCGGCAGCCACGCCGUUCCCCCGGCAGCUCACAGCGCACCGCGCGGCAGAGGUGGCGCGCGCAUGGCGCCGCCUUGAGAGGUCCCGCGUGGUGCUGUGGGAGGGGGGUGCUGGGAGCGAGAGCAGUGAGAGCAUGAGCGUAGAGGAAAUUGGAGGGAUGGGCAGCAGCAUGGAGGAGUGGGAGUCGAAGGAGGGGAUAGUUGGCGCGGUGGCAGGGAGGAGCGCAGGAGGGGGAAUGCCUGGUGGGCGAGGGAGGAAGAGGAGGAGGAGCGGGGAUGAGCAGGACGGUGUGGUGGCAUCACUAGCCGGGGCAGCAGCAGCAGGGAGGGGAGCAGCAGGGGGAGGGCGGUUGGCAGGAGGCGGGCAGGGGUCAGCGGGCAUGGCAGCACCGCUGCUGGCCCCGGAGCUCAUAGUGGCGGCGGCCCUGCGAGCUGCUCUUGGCCCCCACCCCGUGCCCGCCCACCCCGUGCCCGCCCACCCCGUGCCCGCCCCGCCUGCUGCUCACUUUCCGCGCUUCCCUUUCCCCCACGCUGUGCCACCCGCCACCACCGCACUGCACUCCCUCGCUCAGCUGCUUGCAUCUGCUGGCUUGCCGUGCGGCCUACUCCCUGUCGCCAGGCCAUACGGCCCUGCCUGGGGCCAGCACCUACUCACUGCGCCUCGCCCUUCCUCCCACCUUGCUCCCUCUCUGCCAACGCCACCUCCCCCCCGGUCGCUCACUGCGCUCCUCACUUCAAUAACGUCCAACCAACCGCCUCCCUUCACCACACCUGCGCCUGCUCCCGCCAAUGCCUCUAUGGCAGCAAGAGCAGUUGUUAUUGAACCUUGGGGGAUGAGGAGAGGAGGUGGGGGGGUGGCUGCAGCGUCCCCUCUUACUAACCCCCACAUCCCCACCCCCAAUCAACCAACCCCCUUGAACCUCACCCCCCAUUUCAACCGCCCCCUGGAACCGCACUCCCUCCCCCCCUUUCUUCCUUCAGACCCCUCCCCACCCACGAUGAUGCCUGGACAGUCCUUCACAGGUGGGGCUGCUGGUCACAGUUGGGGCUGCUGGUCACAGGUGGGGCUGCUGGUCACAGGUGGGGCUGCUGGUCACAGGUGGGGCUGCUGGUCACAAGUGGGGCUGCUGGUCACAGGUGGGGCUGCUGGUCACAGGUGGGGCUGCUGGUCACAGGUGGGGCUGCUGGUCACAAGUGGGGCUGCUGGUCACAGGUGGGGCUGCUGGUCACAGGUGGGGCUGCUGGUCACAGGUGGGGCUGCUGGUCACAAGUGGGGCUGCUGGUCACAGGUGGGGCUGCUGGUCACAGGUGGGGCUGCUGGUCACAGGUGGGGCUGCUGGUCACAAGUGGGGCUGCUGGUCCUGGUGCCUGGUGCUGACGUGACGGCGCUGGUGCCGGUGCCGGUGCUGGUGCAGGUGACUGGCUUCGGUGCUGGUGCUGGUGCUGGCGGCUGGCGCUGGUGCUGGUGCUUGGUGCUGGCGGCUGGCGCUGCAUUCUGCCGCCACUCCCUUCCCCCUUUCCCUCUCCUCCCCACAGCGUUCCGCCGCCAAUCCCUUCCCCUCCUCCCUCUCCCACCCACAGCGACCGCCGCUGCACACGCGAACAGUCGCGACGGGGGGGGGGGGGUGACGGUCGAACAGGAUCCGCGGGUCGAACGGACGCGGGAGGAGAGUGAGGAGGAGGCUAAGCAGGAGGACGGCGACGAGCCGGUGUACGACGACGAGCAGGGAUACGGCGACGAGCGGGAGCUCGGCGACGCGCAAGAGCACAGUGACAAGCGAGAGCACGGCGAUGAGCGGGAGUACGGCGGCGAGAGGGAGCUCGGCGACGAGCAGGAGGACGACGACUCGCAGGAGGACAGCAACGAGAAGACGCGCGCGGUACCCCACGUCCCGAGCGGAACCGUGGAGGAAUUGCGCGCGCCCAGCGCGGAACACGCCGACACCGCGGCGGCAGCAAGGGCGGGGGAAGGGGAGGUACGCGCGGAAGGGCCGCGUGCCACGGCACCCAACCGCUUGGGAGGGCACCACGCCCGCGAUGUGCUGCCGCAGGAAGGCCGGACUCGGGAGAAGGAGGCACGUACGGUGCAGCCGCGGGGAAUGCGCGGAUGGGGCGAAGCAGAGGACACGCGCGCGACUGGAGCCCAGCGACGACGUGGAGAGCCGAGAGAGGGAGGCUCAGGUUCGAUGAAGGAACCGCCGCCGAGGACCGGGCGGUCCGGUGGCACAGAAGGGAGGCGGGAAGGAGUGGAAGAGAAGGGGGUGCGCGCGGCGACUCGUCCGUGGGCGCCGGGAGGAGGACGGGACGGGGAGGACCGCUCUCCUGAGCCGCAGCGGCGCUGGGAAGGGCAACGGAGGGGAGGAUCCCGCUCUCCGCGUGGGCAGCGGCGGUGGGGGAAGGGGCCCCAUGGUGAAGAGCAGUCGCCUGAGCGGCACCAUUGGCGAGAGGGAAGGCGGGAGGAAGCAGACCGCGCAUCACCUGGCACUCGGAGGCUCGGCAGGGCGAGGGAAGAGUGGUCACCACCCCGGGCGCGGCGUCAGCUGCGUGAAGCCGGCCCAAGUGAGUGGGAGAGGAACCACCACUCGCCGGAAUGA